GAACAGUGCCUCAGCUGAGUACGCUGAGUCAGGCUGACUUGAAGAGACUUCAAGCAUCGCUUCAGUUGAUGAAAACCUGACGAAACCUGUCGCCGGUUGCACUACUUUGACUGAAGACGCUCCUGAAAAGUCGACAAAUUUGUUGGAGCUCAGGAAGCCAUCCCUUCAGAAGAAAUUCACUCAGAAGAAAAGGGCAAGAGCUCAUCAAGAAACAAAAUUCUUUGACUUGAAGGCUUGCUGAUGAGCUUAAAAAUGCAAGAUUCAAGCUUUUUCACUCAAAGGAGAGCGGCAGUAGCACUCAGCUUUGUGCUGCUAGUGCUGGCUCAGCAGGUGUGUGCAGGUCCAUUAGCCAAACAGGUCAUGUCCAGCUCAGACCAGAAAGCAGAUUCAACCAGGGUCCUCACUCUGAGGAGGGUUGCCCGUAUGACCCCGCUAUGGAGGAUCAUGAACAGCAAACCAGCUGGAGCAUACUGCCAGAAUAACUACGAAUGCUCCACAGGAAUCUGCAGGGCGGGAUACUGCUCCAGCAUCCAGCGUGCCCCCUCAGAGACUGCGACCUACUAGAAGUACCGGGUCACCACCAUGUUUACAACCAUAAUCCUUAUGAGGGGCUCUUAUUACUUGGGAUAUGCAUGUACCCAGGAUUUUUAACUAGCUUUAUAUUUAUGUUUGCCAAAAAAAGUUGCUGAAAAUGUUUAUGAAUUGAUACAACAGGUAAGUUACUUCUAAGGAAAGGGAAUUCGGGGAAGUUAUUGAGCCCCAUAAUGUUUGUUAUUCAGUAAAAAUAAAAAAUACCACUUGGAUUGACAAGUUGGAACAAACUAUUUCUCAAAAGGGCUUUAAACAUAUCCAAAAAUGUUUUUCUCACUGCUAAAAUCAAAAACUUUCAGUCCUUAUUGCAGAUUUUAGGUGCCAAAAUAAAAACCAAAAUAAGCUUUUUUUUGCUGUUACCAUUGUCUUUGAGAUUUUAGACUAUUUAUCUGUUUUAUGAAUUUUGUAACUUAGUGAUCAAUAGAGCAGUUCAGACUAUCUAAAAACUGCUGGCCUCCAAAUUGCUCAGGUUUUCGUCAUCAGUUUGUUUAUUGAUAAAGUUAUCUUUUGAAUGUGUCCUUCAGCCCAAUCAUGUUGAUAAUGUAUAGGCUUUCCCCUUUCACCCAAAAGAAUCCUGUUCAAAUGUUAUUUUUAAAUUGUCAAAUACAUGAUAGGCUGUAAUGUGAUAGUGAAAUAGCUCAUUACAAUAUGGUCCUGAAUUUUAGAGGUGUACAGCACAUGGCCUGUUCCAGCAUUAAGACAUUUUACUAAAUGUUUCCAUACCUUUAUUUAUCUGGGCUGUUAAAGACAAAACUGGAAAAUAUGAGAUGGAGAUAUAAGGAAAGGAAAGAAGAAAGGUAAAGGAGCUGAGGUUAAAAGAAAUGUAUGUAAUGUCUACAUCUUUUUUUUCAAUCUCAGAAUGUGUUAAAUGAGCCUAAGUCUGGAUCCACUAACUGUUUAAUGUGUUUGUUUUUUUGUUGUUACAAAUACAAGAACAAAUUAAAAAAUGAACAUUUGUUUUGCACAUCCAUCUUCUCAAAUUGAAAGUAAUCAGGGAUUAAAAUUUCAACACGCCUGCAUAGUUUACGUCAUGCACAGAGCAGGUGAUUGCUGAUAUUUUUUAUAAAAAACAUAUGAGUAGGAUUGCACUUUUAAACACCAAUUAUCUUUGUACUGUGUCCUGUCUGUUUGUACUGUAAGACGUACAUGUGCAAGCUGGAGAUAAAAAUAAAAUAAAAGAAUAGACAUAAGUGA
This is a messenger RNA of Cheilinus undulatus (humphead wrasse), 1785 nucleotides long. RefSeq names its product liver-expressed antimicrobial peptide 2 (gene leap2). Lineage: Eukaryota; Metazoa; Chordata; Actinopteri; Labriformes; Labridae. Bases 241 to 564 code for a protein of 107 amino acids. The transcript is spliced from 3 exons. The record is from RefSeq and is a predicted model, not a curated record. Gene Ontology annotation, biological process: defense response to bacterium; antimicrobial humoral immune response mediated by antimicrobial peptide.